Messenger RNA from Aspergillus calidoustus, 2635 nucleotides. The record is from the annotation of a GenBank genome assembly. Lineage: Eukaryota; Fungi; Ascomycota; Eurotiomycetes; Eurotiales; Aspergillaceae.
AUGCCAAAACACUCUCGACAUCGCACGAAGCCGAUAGCAUGCCGCAGAUGCCAUGCGCGAAAAGUCAAGUGCUCGGGCGAAGUGCCCUGUGAGGGGUGCCAGAGGGUAGGCAAGCAGGAGGAGUGUGUCUAUCCACAAAAGGACCGCGUGGUGCAAGUCAGUCAGCAGUAUAUUGAGAAUCUAGUCGCUGAAAACCAGCGGCUUCGCAGCAGCUCGCACGGCGACCACCACGACGAUGAUGAGGGCGCACCCGUACAAGGCCCUGUGCUCUCCGAGACCCCUUGGUUCGUCCAUAUUGAUACUACUCAUACCCCCAUCCUCGUUGCGGAAGCCUCCGACUCGGCGUUUGCAACGCGGUUUCGCCAGGCCAUGUCCAGUGCACAGCAUGGGCAUCUGCCCCGUGUGAGUUUCCCUAACGAUGAGAAAUUACUCGAAUUGUCAGACGCAGACUGUCCAUGGCCCGGAUCUGCACGCGCACGCUUUCUCGUUCGAAGUGCCAUACAAUGUCUCGGUCGCUGCUAUCACAUUAUCAGACAGAGUGCGACUCUUGCGGAUUUGGAAUGUGCUAUUCACGUGCCCUCGUCGCUGGGACUGCUGGCGAAGAGUAGACUGUGGGCUGUGCUCGCCAUCGGCGAGAUGUAUGUGACAAAGUUCCCCUUUGCUGGGGAUGCAUUUCCCGGGAUUCGUUACUUUGCCAAAGCGAUGCGAGUUACUCGGAUCGUGAGCGAGAGGCCCAAUCUUGACACGGUUGAGAUCCUCCUGUUACUGUCAUUCUACUCAUUGUACCUCAAUCGACGGCACUCGGCAUACAGUUUCGCUGGCUCUGCUGUCAUUAUGGGCCUGCACCUCAACGUGCCCGACACACAACUGAGCGACCCCUGCGUGCGAGAGCAUCGAAAUCGCGUUUGGUGGACUGCCUACUGUUUCGAUCGCAUGUGGGCAGCCAAACUCGGCUAUCCCGCUGCCAUCCGCGACGACGAGAUUGAAGUUGACCUGCCGUCGAAUCCAAUCUGUGAUGCUUCUAAUGCUUCGGACUUCCCUGACCGUGAUUACUUCGUUGCGAGGAUCGGCUUAUCGCGGCUAUCGGGGAGCAUCAUUCACUCAAUCUACGGUCAACGGUCUCCUCGGACUUCACUAUCGCUGAGGGUCCAGGAGGCAUUCCGAGACUUGCGCAGCUGGCUGGAGAACCUCCCUCUGUCGCUCCGGAUAGAUUCGAAGCAUGAAGCUGAACUGGACCCGCGAGCGAGAUCGCUUCAUCUUCUAUUCAAUCAGCUCGCGAUUCUCACCACCCGUCCAAUUCUACUGCAUGUCUUACGCACUCAUCUCGAAGCCAGCCCUGUGCCACCAUCCGGGCUCACACUCUCCGACACCUGCGUCCGUUACGCGCGGCAUUCAUGCCAGUUACUCACCGACAGCUGGACAAACGGCUCAUUCAUGAUCUUCGACUUCUUUUACACCCAGUACCUCUUCGCCGCAGCCACCGUCCUCGGCAUCUCCAGUAUGCUUGAGGGCAAGGACCGACAGAACGAUAAAGAGCAGUUCGAGGUGGCUGUCCACUUGCUCUCCCAGCUUAAAGACAUCGGCAGUUUCGCGGCCGCUGAGUUUUAUUCCCAUGUAGAAGCUAUAGAGAAACUUAUGCACACCAAACUUGCUGCUGGUGAGAGUAUACCCGCCAACCUGUCCUCUACUGCUGUUGCUACCUAUGGCAGAGACGACUUUAUGGUGCUUUCCGAGCCAUUCCUGCAGGGGCUACUAGACCAGCCAAUUCCUGAUCUGGAGUUUAUCGAUGCGUCUAUGUUUCUGCCCGAUAUGUAUCUGGGUGGCGGCAUAUAGGGGAAACGCUUCUGCAAAUCAAAGGAUCACCCUGCAAUUUUCUCACUGAAGAAGCGAAGAGACAUCGGUGUGCAUUAACAGACUUGAUGUCUCCUGACCGGGCAAUGUCAAUGUCUCGGAGCUGACGACGAGAGCUACAUCGUAUUCCAAUAGCCUGGUCACUAUUUUGAAAUUGCUAGGUACGUUGUCGUACCUAGGGAGACCUCUGCGCUGUCAUGGCAUGCUCCCUAAUUUGCGACAAUCUACGAUAAAAUGGAAGUGACGAAGACGCAUACCAUAGCACGAUUUAUACGUCAUUGAGGAUAUGGAACAUGACUGAAUGCUACCUGAGGGUGAAUGCUACCUGAGGUAGCCGAGCCCAAUUACCUGGAAGUUCAUGCCCUCAGGGUUUAUCGGGUGAUUCGGUGGAAACUGGUAUCCCGAGGGAGGAGGACUAUGGCGUGACUAACCCCUACCGGUUGCACUUGGAAUGAGGUAUGGGAGCCAGAAGGAAGCCAGCCACCUUGAACACUGUUCCCCGUGGCGCUUAAGGACGAUAUUAUUGAGGCUCAUGACUCGUAAAGUGGCAGAUGCGAGGCGGGUGGCGGCAGGACAAGAAGGCUCGACAUCAGCGUUCACAGUGAUACGCGUACACCGUUGGAUGCGCCAAGGAAAUGAUCGCCUCCGUAAUAAAAAAAAAGGCACAAAGAUUGCUCCUAGAAGAGAACAACUCAGACAUGAAAAAAACAGCGCUUUCCUAGUUCCAGGACCAAUCAAAGAUCGGUUCUCUGGGAUCCUGAGAAACUGGAUUGCUCGUCUUAGC